Oldenlandia corymbosa var. corymbosa is the source of this 1885-nucleotide messenger RNA. The record is from the annotation of a GenBank genome assembly. NCBI's taxonomy places the organism in Eukaryota, Viridiplantae, Streptophyta, Magnoliopsida, Gentianales, Rubiaceae.
AUGUUUAUACGCAGAUAGGCCAUCAUCAUCGCGUCUGAUUCAGCUAUUUGAGUAUAUAAAUCCAGUGUUACUAGGGUUUUUUGGCUGCUUCAGUGGAGAGUAUGGCGGAGGAGGAGGAUUCAGAAGUACUCCCUGAAGAAAUUUAUCGGGAAAUCCUGAAAUGGCUCCCUGUAAAAUCCCUGAUGCGAUUCCAGUGCAUCUCGGCGACCUGGAAUUCAAUCAUCAAAGAUCCAACCUUCGCCAAAUCCUACAAUGGCGGUUCACGGGGUCUUCUGAUCCACGAUGAUCAAGCCUUCCAAUCGGAAAACUCAUUCCGAACUAACUUCUACUUCUCCACCCUCGUCGGCCCGACGAGUCAAUUUUCUCACUACCUCAGCCUCAGCCACGAGGAGAACAAGGAAUGGCGCGCCACCAACGUCGUUGACGGCCUGGUUUGUUUGUACCAUCGGAAUCAUUCGUGGCUGUACAAUAUUGCCACACGGGAAAACCUGAAACUCCCUGAUUUAGAUCACAGGAUGAAGGGCAGUUACCAUUUCGGGUUCGAUCCCGCUUCCAAACUGUUCAAGUUGCUCUGUAUACGUCCUGUCUCCCUAAACCAGGCUCCUUGGAAGUGUAAGAUUCUGACCAUCGGGGUGGAUUCAUCCUGGAGAGAUAUCCGUACAUCGCUUUCGGGGAUAACCCGAGGCCGAGGCAGCUGGUGCUCAGAUGGAGUUAUUUACUGGUGGAACAGAUUCGAUUGGCCCGUGAUUUCACACCGACAUUGUACUGGGGCGGUUGCAUUUGAUCUUGUUCAGGAGAAGUUCAGGUUCAUUAGCUUGAUGAAAGAAGAUCCUUCUCAGACAUAUUAUCUUCCACAUUUCGGGACACUGGCUUUGAUGGGUUGGUCUUCUGUUUUCUGGAAUGGAUUGAGAUACAAACCUCUUGCGACUCAUGGUUUCAGGAGGAAUUCUGCAGGAGAUUUGAUGGAAGAUAUCUGGGUCAAUGAUGAUUUAUUUGUUCCAUCAUCUAUCGGCGCAUUUUACUUUGAGGGAAUACUCCCCAAUGGGGAAGUGCUAACAUCCCGUCCUGGUAAAUUUCCAGCUUCCCUUUACUUGUUUGAUCCAAAUAGGGUGGAGAUGCAGGCGAUUUCUGUUAAGACCGAUCCAUCAAUCUGUAUGGGUGUCAAAUGGUCUCAGUUUGCUCGGUGCUUUUUUGAGGAGAAUAUAAUCUCCUUAAAGUGUUUGAUUCCAGAUCAUGCUACUGUAGAAUUUGAUUCUGAAUGCCCAAUUCGUUCAGUUUCAUAGAUGGCGUGAAACUCAACAUUAGAUUUAUUGCAGGAUUCUGAAAGAUCAGAUGCUUUUGGAAUUUAUUGUGGGAUAGUUUAGCAUGUAUUAUGAACUGGUUGAAGAGGAUUAUAUAGUUUAGGAGAGUUCAUUUGUAUGAUUAUCCGUCUUUUUCGUUAUUAAGUUCCUAUAUUUAUGUUAUUCCUUGGCGGUUAUAGAGCCAGAUGCAAAAGCGAAGUGAAAUGGUUACGAAUGAGAAUGUCUUUCCCUGUUGCCUGAGAGCUAACAUAUGCAUGUAGAGGAUAUGAAGUCUGUGAAUCCCAAGUUCAAUCAGUACGUUUCAAUUCUAUAUUGGAGGUUGCUUAUCAUAAUAUAAAGUUCCUGAAUCCUGAUAGGGUGCUUCAGAUGAGAUAUGGGUUGAGAAAGUGGUUUGAAAAAGGAGGCAUGAUCUCUUAUUCAUGUGAAUGGCUCUGUUCAAAAGUUCACCAUUGGUGAUUUCUCUUCUUGGAGGAUUGAUGAGAUGCUUAAUUUGCUAGCAACUUUCUAGUUCACAUUUGAUGAAGAACUGUAUUUUAGUUGAUGAAGAACUGUAUUUGAUGCUUAAUUUACUAUACCCUGUGAUU